Eufriesea mexicana is the source of this 611-nucleotide messenger RNA. It is a transcript of the gene mRpL35, whose product is annotated as mitochondrial ribosomal protein L35. Gene Ontology annotation, molecular function: structural constituent of ribosome. The coding region runs from base 45 to 611 and encodes 188 amino acids. The transcript has 4 exons. Gene Ontology annotation, biological process: translation. The record is from RefSeq and is a predicted model, not a curated record. Gene Ontology annotation, cellular component: mitochondrion; ribosome. NCBI's taxonomy places the organism in Eukaryota, Metazoa, Arthropoda, Insecta, Hymenoptera, Apidae.
GGUACAAAACAGCUGGUUACCGACGGAACUGUAGGAAUAGAAGAAUGUUGCGUAUUGUUAGUAAUGUUAUUCGAGGCAUUACUUCACAUGCCAAUGUUGUCAAUGCAACCAGAUCCUUAAUACCUAAACAAUUUCCUAUCACACAAUGUAUUCAACAGAAAUUCUUUGGUGUAUUCUCUCCUACAAUUAACAGUUUCAAUAGUGUUGUUAAUAUGAAGCAAAAACCAAUAUUUGGUCAAUCACGCAUUAAUAGUGUUACACCAACAAUCUUAGUACCUACAAUAACUCCUGUAAGAACAGUUAUAAAAUACUCUUUGAGGAAAGGUAAAAGGAAAACUGUGAAAGCUGUGUUCAAUAGAUUUUAUAGAUUAAAUUGGGGAAUAUGGAUUAGAACUCGAGCUGGACGUCAUAGUAUGCUAUGGAAAAAAUCUUUGAAGAAAAGACGUGAACUGAGACAACAUGUUUUUUGCAAUGCAUCCCAGUCCACUUUAUUGGACAAAAUGGUAACAAUGUAUUGGAAAAGACCGCACUAUUAUGUAGAUGAUCCUUAUAAUCCAUACCAUACACGUGAAGAGUUCUCUAUAACAAGAAGAAAACCAAAAGAAUACUAA